CCAAUUUAAAUUUCAGAUCCUGAUAUUGCUAUAUGCGAUCCGCAUAGGCGUCGACCGCACCCACGCCGCCGCCUCCCUCCUGGCCCCCGACGCAGCCCAGGCAGCGGCGCUGCCACAAUCCCAGCCACCGUCGACUCGACGGUCCAGGAUUCCAAGUGCUUAUUCGCGUCGAAACCCGAAACCUAAUCCCCAAUCCGGCAAUCUCCCUCCACCUCAAAGCUCCCCCCUUGCCUCACCCCAAAUCCUCGCAGAUGGCUCCGGCGAUGCCGAAGCAGCGCGCGGUGCAUCUCCCCGACAAUGAGGAGGUUGCGCGCCUCCUCCUGGAGAAGCACCGGUCGAUGCUGGAAACAAACAUCCCGGACAACCUGAGCCUCACGCUCUCCAACGCCUACCGCAACGUCUGCGCCGCCAAGGAGCCCAUCCGGACCCUCAAGGACCUGCUAAAGAUCAAGGGUGUUGGACCAUGGGUCAUCCGUCUCAUAAAAGAGUCCUUUCCCGUGUCCACUCAGGAUUUAUCUCCUCCAAAAUGUAAAGAGAAAGGGAGAAAGGGGAAGAAAAUAAAAAGACCAGAGCAUAAUCCUGAACUUGUUUGCAGCAAUUCUGCUUCUAUGGCAUCCCAAGAACUGAUACAGUUGACCAGUCAAGAGCAGUUCAGUUAUAGCUCUGAAGUUCGAACUGACAGCAACUGUUCUGAAAAUAUCAUUCUCAGCGGUCCAGAUUCUGAUGAACCAUUUAAAGGGAACAAUCCUUUCAUAGGUCCUGAACAUUUUGUUGAAGAGAGGGAUCGUCCAAAACUGAAAGCAUGCAGUUCCAGUUUCCUUGAUAUCAGCAAAGGACCAGCUACUAAUUUCGGAGCGUCAGAUUGUUCAGUUCCUGUUUCACCUCUUUCAUCUCAAGGAACAUUUGAGCUGCAAUCUUCCAGUACAAUGGGUUCUACUGAAUUCACUAUGCUAGACAAGGAUACUGGUGGUAUGGGCAAUUCUAUACUAGCUAUGCCACCUUGUCUAUCCAAUGAAAUGUUUCUUGAAGUUUAUGAAGUGGUGUUGAUAUUGGAUGAUCGUGAAAUUUUUGGGUCCGUGAGAUUAUAUCUUACUCAAGAAUCAUUAUCCCGUGGCAAAAGAGUUGUUGAUAACAUACAUUCGAAAUUUCAUGUGCCUGUAGAGGUUGGUCAGACUCAGACUUGUAUAAAACGCUUGCCUGUUGGAGAUUGUAUUUGGAUUGCUCGUCAUAGAAGAUCUCAUACUGAGUAUGUUCUUGACUUCAUUGUUGAAAGGAAAAGUGUCACAGAUUUAGUUAGCUCAAUUAGAGACAGCAGGUACAAAGAUCAGAAAUUAAGGCUAAAGAAAUGUGGACUAAGAAAGCUGAUAUAUCUGGUUGAAGGUGAUCCAAACCCUUUAGGCGCAUCAGAGAGCAUCAAAACAGCCUGCUUCACAAGUGAGAUUCUUGAAGGAUUUGAUGUUCAAAGAACCACCGGGUAUUCUGAUACUGAAAGGACAUACGGCCACCUGACACUUUCGAUAAUUGAUUACUACAGCAUGAAAUUCUCAAUCGGUGCUAACACUAGUCGAGUUUGCUUAACUUAUGACGAGUUUGUGAAGAAGUGUUGUGACCCCAAGAAGUUAACUGUGAGCGACAUAUUCGCCCUUCAACUUAUGCAGGUACCACAGGUGACAGAAGAAACCGCAAUUGCAGUUAUAGAGCUCUACCCGACACUUGUCUCACUUGCUCGGGCAUACUCCAUGCUUGAUGGCGAUAGCCCUGCCCAAGAGAAGAUGCUGAACAUGAAGAGCAAGAUGGUGAACGCAGGGGCUAGCAGAAAUAUCUUCAAGCUUGUCUGGGGUGAAGGGUGAAAUAUUACUGACCUAGUUACCUAAAUGGGUUCCUUCCUGACUUGACUUGGUUCAACCGGCCUUUGGUCGCCAUCUCGAUGAUUUUGGCGCCGCUUCUUGUGAUGAAGCAAAUCUUGAGACGUCGCCAUUGUUUCUUGAGACGUUGUCGCAUAACGUGCAUGUUCCGAAGGCAAACUAAGACGUUUCUUUCUGUGUGCCUUGCGGUGCUGGAAGUUUCAUCACGUAAAAUCUUCCGAUCAGGUGGUUACCUCUCUGUUGUAGAGCCUUGCAAUGAGCUGGCUAUGUGUUUCAUAUGUACUGUACUGUUUUUUUUUUGGGAAUAUCAUAUGUACUGUACUUAGCAGUUAUGUACUCCCUAUUCUUAAUUUGGAUCUAUUAUAAGUGUGUUGUGCAGGUCUA
Molecule: messenger RNA, 2249 nt
Organism: Hordeum vulgare subsp. vulgare (domesticated barley)
Lineage: Eukaryota; Viridiplantae; Streptophyta; Magnoliopsida; Poales; Poaceae
Product: crossover junction endonuclease MUS81-like
Exons: 13
Coding region: 252-1850 (532 amino acids)
Biological process (GO): DNA catabolic process; double-strand break repair via break-induced replication; mitotic intra-S DNA damage checkpoint signaling
Cellular component (GO): Holliday junction resolvase complex; nucleus
Molecular function (GO): 3'-flap endonuclease activity; DNA binding; crossover junction DNA endonuclease activity
Source: RefSeq, a predicted model, not a curated record